CAGGGGUAACUUACCGCAACCGAGCCAGGGGUAACUUACCGCAACCGAGCCUGGGGUAACUUACAGCUGCUGAGCCCGGGGUAACUUACAGCUGCUGAGCCCGGGGUAACUUACAGCUGUUGAGCCCGGGGGUAGCUGAUCUGGAGCUGCCUGUCCGGAGACUCCCUCACCCACCCGCAACAGGACUAUAACCAUGUCAACGCUUCUGGAGAUUAAAAGCAGCGUUCUAAGACAAGUGCAGAAUCGACAGUCAUUUCGCCGAAGAGCUGAGACCGAAUCUAACAUGUCCUCUCAGGAGAUCUGCCAGGCCUCUAGCUCUGUCAGGGAGGACACAGGCGACUUCUUUGACAGGAUGAGAAUCGUACUUCAGAAACAAGAAAGUAUGCAACGUUAUUGGAGGAGCGAGAGUGUUUUAAAUAACAAUACACCACCACCCCCAGAAAAUAUUGGGGAGCACAAAGCGGCGGAGAAGCUGAUAUUAACUAAGAGAGAGAUAGAAAUGUUGUAUGAAGAAAUUUUGUAUACUCUGGUGUACAGAACUGGAGCUGUAUCUUCUGAACACGUGGCCAGUGAAGAAGACCUCUUUCAUUAUCUGCAAAAGGUAUUUGGAGUGAGUAAAAGUGACCAUGAUUCCAUCCUACUCCGAGUCAAGGAAUCAAAGGCUCCAGUCUACGCCUUAAAAGUCACCGUUGUCCAAGCCAGAAAUUUGCUUGCUAAAGAUGCCAACGGUUUCAGCGACCCCUAUUGCAUGCUGGGGAUUAUGAUCAUGCAGAGCUCAAAGGAAACCGAAGAGAAGAAAGAGCGGAAAUUCAGCUUCCGGAAGAAAAAAGACAAAAUGGAAAAGCGUUCCAGUGUGAGAGACGUUCUGCUCGCCAAGUACAUCCAAGUCACUGAAGUCAAAAGCAAUACACUGAACCCGGCGUGGAAUGAAAACUUUGUUUUUGAAAUAGAUGAUAUCCACAGCGACCAACUUCACCUGGAUAUCUGGGACCAUGAUGAUGACGUGUCUGUCGCCGAGGCUUGCAAGAAACUAAAUGAAGUCAGCGGAUUCAAGGGGAUGGGGAGGUAUUUCAAGCAGAUAGUCAAAUCUGCAAGAGCAAAUGGAACAGGAGGAUCCGCAGAGGACAACGCAGACGACUUCUUGGGAUGCCUUAACAUCUCCAUUAACGAGAUUCCGGUCGGGGGGUUAGACAGAUGGUUCAAGUUGGAGCCAAGGACCAGUUCUUCGCGGGUUCAGGGAGAUUGUCACCUGAUAAUUAAACUCAUCACAAACCAGAGGGACACGGCUUUAAGCAAAAAAGCUUCUGGAUCGGUGAUUCAUGAGAUGCUGCUUGGCCAGCUGCUCCAGUACGAACACCGGCAGACAGAGGCAGAGUAUUGGAACUGGAAGGGAGAGCUCAGCAAGCAUGCCUUCACGUUGAUGUCCCACCACAGCAUGCAGACCGACCUCUCUGGUCUACAGCAAGCUAUCAUAAAAUGGCAAGCUUUUAGCAAACAUCAUCAGGUUCACACGAUGGACUACAGCUACCUUCUAGAGCUCCUGAAACACAUUGAAGAACAGUGGGACCCUGCCAUGUGCCAGCGAGAGCAGGAAGCGAGUUUGGCCGAAAGCUUCACACGUUUCACCGAAUAUUGCUUCUUACUGCUGAAAAAACUGAGAGACAACUUCCCGGUUCUGAACACGACGGUCAUUAGCCGCCUGGACUUCAUGCUAAGAUGUCUCGGCCAAAUUCACAACAUGCAGGCUUUUAAAAUGGUGUGUCCUUUUAAUAAUGAACUCCAUCUGGAAAUUGCAGCCGUCUUAAAGAAAGGCACGUUGGAAUGGUACGAAAAGAUUUACGCCUCCCUCAAACCCGCAGAAAAGAACGACGUGGAGCAGCUGAGGUCUUUGGUGCGUCUGGCAGAUGCUGUACACGAAGAUGUCGAAAAAUGUCAGAACAUCUACAACAAGCUGUUUGUCAGUGUCGUAAAGGUUGAUUUCUUCAGCAUCACCUACCGGCAGCUUGAAAAACUGGUGGCUGACGAAGUAAGCUCAGUAAUGGCUGAAUUUAAAGGAGCAGAACCCGAAGGCACUCGUUCGACCCAUGAUAUUGGAGAGACUCUUUUUGAACUCUACAUUGCAUUAAAUGAGCUGAGACGGUUUAGGGAUUACCUGCCUUUGAAAGACAACAAAUCUCUAGCUUUGUCGAAUUUCCAUGAUCUUUUCAAAGUCUCAAUUCACACCUGGCUGCAGACCAUCCAUGAGAAAACCCGAGACAGGAUACAGAGAGCCGUGGAAGCAGAUAUGCUUGAGUCCGUAGAUUCACUUUCCAAGCACAGCAGCUCGGCAGUCGAUGUCACAACUUGCUUCUCGCAAAUCAAACAGUUCUGGGCACAGCUCGCUUGGCCCGACUCCGCCGAGGCCUUCGUGUUUUUGAGUCAACUUUCUGAUGAUAUGUGUAAAGCGGCUAUAUGUUAUUCAGAAGCAAUAAAACGCAAAGUUGACAAAAGUCAUCAAUCAGCUGGACAAGCUGCGAUCACAGAACAGCUCUGCAUAAUCCUCAAUAACAUCGAGCACGUUCGUAAGUUUAUGGCUAAUGUUUUGAGAGAUCUGGACUGGAAAUCCACAGAGACAUCGGCAGAACAUCAAGGUGGGACGGAAGGGAAACAGCAAGUACAGAAGGCCUUGAGCACGCAGAUUCAAAACAUUGACAUAGACAUGCAACGGGAGGCAAAGAACAUGAUCUCUCAUUUAACUGAGAAGAUGAUCGGGGAUAUAAAGAAAUAUAUACAGCACAUAAGCCUGUCUCCAGACUCCAUACAGAAUGAUGAGGCCGUGUCUCCUCUAAUGAAAUAUCUCGACGACAAAUUAAUUAUUUUAAGUGAAACCUUGGUCAAGGAAAACCUCUACAGGGUCCUGGAAGCUCUGUGGUGGCUUCUGUUGAAAUUCAUUAUUGAUGCUGUGGAUUCCAACAGGGGAGUGUCUGUGGAAUUCUACGGAAGGUUUUAUUAUACACUCGAGGCUCUUGUGGACUUUUUCCACGCGGAAGGACAAGGGUUACCGAUGGACACCUUGCGGAACGGAGAUUACAGGUUUUUAGAAGAAGAGCUCCGUUUAAAUAAAUGCUCAACAAGCGAACUGAUUGAAAAAUAUUACCUGGACAAUAUCAAGGAGCAGAGAUCAACCGAGCAGAGUAAAUAUGGGAGAAUAAGUGUUAAGUGCUAUUACGAGACUUCGGAGCAGAAGCUGUAUGUGGAAGUCUUACACGCAGCUGACCUUAUUGCACUCGACGCCAAUGGUCUAAGCGAUCCAUUUGUCAUCAUUGAGCUCUGUCCCCACCACAUUUUUCCACUGGUGAAAGGUCAACGGACGCAAGUCAAGGCAAAAACUCUGCAUCCGGUCUACGACGAACUGUUCUAUUUCUCAGUAUCUUCUGAACAAUGCCGAAGAAAAUCCGCAUGCAUCCUCUUCACGGUUAUGGAUCACGACUGGCUGUCCACGAACGAUUUUGCCGGUGAGGCUAUCCUGCCUAUGAAUGUCAUCUACGGACUUAAUAGACCUCAUAUCACUGGAGGGGUGAAAAACGUCCAGCCAAUCGUAUUGAAGCUUACAAGACCGAAAGCCAAUGUCAAGUCCAUUCUGAAAAUGCUUGAUGGCCGAAUGGACAAGGAAGCGCAAGACUUUGUAAAGAAACUUAGAGAAAUGGAGAAAUACAUGGAGGACGACUGAACCACUAUUUACAACGUGAAACAAAAGAGAAGGGAAGUUUAACCCGUUGGCUGCCAGAGGGGACAGCACACUGUUGUGCUGUAGUGUCACGGGUCAUUCCAAGCGAGAGACUGAGUUUAGUAACUUCGUGGAGGGGGGGGGCAAUGUUUCGUUUGAUAUGAGUUUCCAUAUAUCUAUUGUUAAGUUUAUGGUCUGUAUAUGAAAACCAAUGUUUUAAAUAUUAAGUGUUAAUUGAAUAUUGUUCUAAGCGGUGUAUGACGAAAACACCCAUUGCACCCAGUAAGAGCCUUUUAAUUGUAAGUCUAUUCUGAGGGAAUUCUAGAAUGCAUUAACAUCCAGGCGUUCUCUACAACUUGUCAAUACAGAGAGAUGCUGCGAUCCGACAACAAACAAAAAUGUUUUAGCGCCAUCUGUUGGAGUAUUUGGGAAAAACAACAGAAUUUGGACCGAAGCUGGGGUACAGCACUCCUCCAACUGAUGUUAUAACUCCCAGCAUGCCUAGCCAGCCGAAGGCUGUUGCAUACCCCCCCAAUAAAGAAAA
Molecule: messenger RNA, 4250 nt
Organism: Spea bombifrons (plains spadefoot toad)
Lineage: Eukaryota; Metazoa; Chordata; Amphibia; Anura; Pelobatidae
Gene: BAIAP3
Product: BAI1 associated protein 3
Exons: 34
Coding region: 194-3709 (1171 amino acids)
Source: RefSeq, a predicted model, not a curated record